UUUUAUCAAACCGGAAGUGACGUAUGCGAAUCACAACAAUGGCCGCCUGGCGCGUUAGCUUCUCGCUUUUUAUGGUCCUUUAAGGAUUUAGCGCGUAUUGUGGUUUCACGAUAUAUCACAGCGUGUCAGGCGUGUAUAGAUGAUUCAGUGAAUGUGUUGUAUAGAAAUAAAAACAGCCGCGGUGCCCGCUUUUUGUAGCCAAAAUGAGCGACGUUGUGGAGAAAACGCUGACAGCUCUGCCGAGCCUCCUCUCUUUAGACUCCCAGCCUGGAGCCGCAAAGUUGUCUUCAACCUCCAAACUUGGAAGCCUCAUCAGAGGAAUCACCGAGCUGACGUCCAAGCAUGAAGAAGAGAAACUGAUUCAACAGGAGCUGGCUGCUAUUAAAGAUCAAGCAUCAUCCCCAAACACAUCCAUGCGACAGAUGAAGGAGCUCAUGGUAAGAGCCAUCUACUGUGAAAUGUUGGGUUAUGAGGCCUCCUUCUGCUACAUUCAUGCCAUCAAGCUGGCUCAACAAGGCACUGCAUUGGAAAAGAGAGUUGGUUACCUCUCUGUGGCCUUAUUUUUGAACGAAAGUCAUGAGCUGCUCCUUCUUCUUGUAAAUACAGUCCUAAAGGACCUUCAGAGCACAAACCUCAUUGAAGUGUGCAUGGCUCUCACUCUUGUCAGCCAAUUGUUCCCCAAAGAUAUGAUACCUGCAAUCCUCCCGCUGGUUGAAGAGAGGCUAACUCACCCAAAAGAAAUAAUUAGAAGAAAAGCAGUUCUGGCAUUAUACAAAUUCUACCUAAUCGCACCCAAUCAAGUUCAACACAUCCAUAACAAGUUUCGCAAGGCUUUGUGUGACAAAGAUCCUGGCGUUAUGACGGCCUCUCUGCACAUCUACUUACAGAUGAUCAAGGAGAAUCCAGAUAGUUACAAGGACUUGACCGGGAGUUUUGUCACCAUACUUAAGCAGGUGGUGGCUGGAAAACUUCCAAUGGAUUAUAACUAUCAUAGUGUUCCUGCUCCUUGGCUUCAAAUCCAGCUUCUCAGAAUUCUGUCCUUAUUAGGAAAAAGUGACCCAAGUACAAGUGAGAUCAUGUACGAAGUCCUUGAUGAGUCCUUACGAAGAGCAGAGAUUAACCAUAACAUCACUUAUGCAAUAUUGUACGAGUGCGUAAAAUGUAUUUACACAAUACAUCCGAAGGCUGCAUUACUGGAAAAAGCUGCAAAAUGUAUUGGCAACUUUGUGGUGUCACCAAAGAUUAACUUGAAAUAUAUUGGCUUGAAAGCGCUCACUUAUGUGGUCCAGCAGGAUCCGAAACUGGCCUUGCAGCAUCAGAUGACCAUCAUAGAAUGCUUGGAUCAUCCUGACCUCAUCAUCAAGCGUGAGACACUGGAGUUGCUCUUCAGAAUCACAAACGCCCAGAAUGUCACUGUAAUUGUGGAAAAGAUGCUAGAGUUCUUGCAUACCGGUCAAGACGACUACACUACCAUUGACCUGAUGGGGAAGGUGGCGGAAGUGGCUGAAAAAUUUGCAUCUGACAACAACAAGUGGUUCAUUGACACCAUGAACACUAUGUUCUCAUUGGGCGGAGACCUGAUGCAGCCUGAUAUCCCCAACAAUUUCCUUAAACUGCUGUCUGAGGGGUUUGACGGCGGUGGAGGGGACAUGAAGUUGAGGCACUUUGCGGUGGAUUCUUAUGUGUCUCUGCUCCAGGAAGAGCCGAGUAAGCUGCCUCAGCGCUUUCUGCAAGUCAUCAGCUGGGUCCUUGGGGAAUAUUCUCAUUUGAGAGACGAUCUGGAGCCAGUUACAGUCCUGAGACUUCUGGCGAAGCUUUUAAACUUAAAACAGGCCAGCAGUGAAACAAAGAGCUGGGUCCUCCUAGCAAUGACCAAACUCUGUGAAGGCGAAGCAAGUGCAACUGUUCUUCAACGGACAUCUGAAACGUACUGCAGCUCAAUGGACACGGCACUGAGACAAAGGGCUCAGGAGCUUCAGAACCUCAGCCUGCAUCCUGAGAUAAGGGCAAUGGUGCUACCUCAAGAUGUUUGCAAGGAGUCUCUGGAGGUAGAUUCCUCUCUGUCAUUUCUGGAUGCAUUUGUGUCAGAUGCGCUGGCUGCUGGCGCUGCUCCUUACAAACCUCCUCAUCAACGUCAGGAUGAUCUUGCCCAGGAAAAAGCUUUAAGCCUGGAGCCCUACGGCCUGCAGUUACCUAUGAGCAUGUCUUCAUGCAGCCUAGGUGACAGACAAUCGCCCACUCUGCCCUCAACGAGUUCUGGUCUGUCUGGUGACAGCUCUGAUCUCUCACUCAAAGGAGGCAGCACAACUCUAAAGCUGGAAAAAGUCAAGCGAGUAUGGGGAAAGGAGGGCUACCUGGCCCAGAGAGAUCCUGUAGAGGAACCUGCUCAGGUUGAGGCACACACUCUGGUCCAUUCAGCGGACCAAGUGGGUGGGACCAGCAUCUCACAGAGCCAGACCCCACCGGCAACUCUUGCUGCCAGUCAAGAGAAACAGCAGCUGGCUUCUUCGCUGUUUGUUGGCCUGAGCUCCCAAACGUCCGUGUCCUUGAUGGGAAAGUCAGAGCUGACGCCCAAGAGGUUCAGCAGAAAAACCAAAGGGGAGGUCACAUCCUCCGAGGUCAGCAAGCAAACAUCCAACAGCGUGGAUAACCUCCUGUGUAACAUUCUGCUGGAUUCAAACGUAGACCCUGAAGCAUCUUUGCCCUCAUCCAGACAGACAUCCCAAACCUCUUUUGGUUCUGCCGCUGCUAAGGGUAUUGCUCUUAUAGACAACGAGCGGCCUGAGAGCGACAUGAAGAGACCCGAGACUUGUCUCAUCAGGGAUAACGGCCUUGUAGCUGCUGAUUCUGUUGAGACCGAAGAACCAUUCAGAACUAAACACAUGUGUCUCGCCUCAUACCUCCCUGCUGACUGUAUCGGAGCGAACUAUUCCGAAAUCACUCCCCUGUGUUCCAGCCACUGUGUGGAUCUCUCUGCCUGCCAUGUGUACAAAGAAGACUGUUUGGUUCUUGUUGUUUUCAUAUCCAACACCUCUGCCUCUCCUGUGCAGCGGUUAGUUGUGCAGCUGGACUCGGAAGAAGUUGAGGUGUCCUGUAUGUCUGAGAGUCCAGUAGAGGAGGUGAAGAGCCGCCAUGUGGAAGUUUAUCAAUACUCCUUAACUGUCAAGAGGCCUUUAGUUCAUUUUGUUGCAUCAGGACUGGUUUCUUUCCACACGGCGAAUGGGACUCCUCACACGACUCCUUUCUCUUGUAAAUUCCCUCUUACCGCAUUCAUCAGACCUUUGGCGCUGUCCACAGAAGAGUAUGGGACAAUGUGGCUGGCUUUCUCGCACGAUACAAAGCAGAAACUGACGCUCAUCAUGGACAUCCAGGACCCCCUGAGGGCGACACUAAAUGUGCUGGAGAGGAAACUUCACCUUCAUUUGGUGGACAUCAUAGGGAUGGAAGGAAUCAUUGCUUGCCAGCUCCUGCAGGAUCAGCCAUGUUUGAUGCACUGCAGAGUGCACGCUGGCACGCUUUCAGUGUGGCUGCGUUCUCCGGUCCCCGACCUGCCCGACUGCCUGCUGUACCACUGUCAGAGAGCCUUACAGGAACACUGCUGAGCUGCAUCAGCUCAAAAAAUAGUCGCAGAGAACCGAUUACUGGUGUCUGCAUUUCAGUGUUGAUCACGUGCAUCAUUUUUGAAAACAAAACAUUUGCUUAAGCUCUGGACCCAAAGAUCUGAACCAUCAAAAUAACACAAAUGUCUUAAAAUUAUGUCAGGGCUUAUUAUGGUGACAUUGGCGUUUACAAUUACCAUGUCUCUUAGUAGCUCAAUCCAUUAAUGCUGUAUACUUGAAAAGCAAAAAAAAAAUGCUGAAAGGUUAUUGUAGGUUAUUUACAGUUUGUGUUAUAAAAUGUGUUGCAGUAUUUUAGGGAAAAUCCAACACUGGCUCAUAUUUAUACAAAAUGUUUUAAUACAGCAGCCAAAUUAUUUUAAAUGAAGUUUUAAAUGUGGCUAGGAAUAUUUCUCCAUGUCUUUACUGUCCAUUUCCCAUGUGGCAAUCUAUGCACUCAUCUUUGUGGUUGCCAUUAUUGUUAGAGGUGGAUUAGACAGUAGCUAACAUUUUUUGUAUUCAUGGAGUAUUGAAGAAACAUAUUUAUUGGAUAAAUAUUCUUAAAGAAAGUAUUUUAUAUUAUGUCAAUUUCAAACAGCCGCUAUUUGACUGCCAGAUUAGAUGUCAUACUGAGGGGGAAGGUCGUUUUCUUUUGUGCUUAUCCUAACAGGAAGUGGGAUAAAGCUGAACUAUGCCUUAUGUUCAAAAGCCAAGGGGUUUGAUUUGUGCCUGUGGUACAGAGUUAAGUAAUAUGUGCCUGAUGCACUUUACUAACUUGAAUAAAUUCACCAUGUCAUUUAA
Messenger RNA from Nerophis ophidion (straightnose pipefish), 4397 nucleotides. RefSeq names its product adaptor related protein complex 4 subunit epsilon 1 (gene ap4e1). Gene Ontology annotation, cellular component: AP-4 adaptor complex; membrane coat. The transcript has 21 exons. Bases 204 to 3602 code for a protein of 1132 amino acids. Gene Ontology annotation, molecular function: cargo adaptor activity. Gene Ontology annotation, biological process: receptor-mediated endocytosis; intracellular protein transport. The record is from RefSeq and is a predicted model, not a curated record. Lineage: Eukaryota; Metazoa; Chordata; Actinopteri; Syngnathiformes; Syngnathidae.